AUGAACCCGAGACCAGUGCUGAAGGUCACUGCUGACCACGAGGAGCGCACGGCGUUAUCGCGGCAGCUGCAUACGAACAAGCAGAAGCUCAUCGACAAGGAGAUUAAUCCCUUUGUGGACAAGUGGGAAGAAGAAGGACAGUUCCCAGCACAUAAAGUAUUUAAAACCCUGGGACAGGCUGGAUUCCUUGGUGUGGAUAAGCCAACAGAGUAUGGUGGCAUGGGCUUGGACUUCUCCUAUAACAUUGCAGUGGCAGAAGAGCUGGGAAAUAUCCGCUGUGGAGGUAUUCCUAUGGCUAUUGGAGUGCAAGCUGGCAUGACUACUCCUGCUCUUACAAGGUUUGGUUCUGAUGAGUUGAAAAAACAGUUCCUCGUACCGACUAUAGCUGGAGAUUUAGUGGCUUGCUUGGGAAUCAGCGAAGCUGGAGCUGGGUCAGAUGUCGCAAAUAUCAAGACGACAGCUGUGAGAAAAGGCGAUGAAUAUGUCAUAAAUGGUGGUAAGAUGUGGACUACGUCUGGGUGCCAAGCGGACUGGAUGUGCCUGCUGGCAAACACCAGUGAAGGACCUCCCCAUCGAAAUAAAUCUCUCAUAUGCCUGCCAAUGAAUCUACCUGGCGUUCAUGUUGCUAAAAAGAUAGAUAAACUGGGCAUGAGGUCAUCGGAUACAGCUCAGAUCUUUUUUGAAGAUGUAAGGGUCCCCAGCAAAAACCUCAUCGGUGAGGAAGGAAAGGGUUUUACGUAUCAGAUGUUGCAAUUCCAAGAAGAGCGGCUGUGGGGAGUAGCCACUGUCCUGACACCGCUGGAAACUGUAAUACAAGAAACUAUUGACUACACUCGCCAGCGGAAACUGUUUGACCAGUCCGUCCUGCACAACCAAGCCGUGCACUACCGCCUGGCCGAGCUGGCAACCGAAGUGGAGCUCCUGCGCUCGCUGCUGUACCGCACCGUUGCUCUCUAUGUGGAAGGCAAUGAUGUGACAAAAUUUGCUUCCAUGGCUAAGCUAAAGGCAGGUCGUCUGGCCCGUGAAGUGACUGAUAGCUGUCUCCAGUUUUGGGGAGGAAUGGGAUUCACCAGCGAGGUUCUGGUGAGCAGGUUUUACAGAGACUUGAGAUUAAUGUCAAUAGGAGGUGGUACAGAUGAAACCAUGCUUUCCAUCAUAUGCAAAUACAUGGAAACACUUCCAAGCAAGUGACACAGAUCCACUCUUCCUUGAAAAUUAAGCAAGAGCAUGGCUUGUACUGCACACUGAAGG
Charadrius vociferus (killdeer) is the source of this 1251-nucleotide messenger RNA. RefSeq names its product probable acyl-CoA dehydrogenase 6. The record is from RefSeq and is a predicted model, not a curated record. Bases 1 to 1191 code for a protein of 396 amino acids. The transcript has 9 exons. Gene Ontology annotation, molecular function: acyl-CoA dehydrogenase activity; flavin adenine dinucleotide binding. Lineage: Eukaryota; Metazoa; Chordata; Aves; Charadriiformes; Charadriidae. Gene Ontology annotation, biological process: fatty acid beta-oxidation using acyl-CoA dehydrogenase.